Molecule: messenger RNA, 1719 nt
Organism: Talaromyces stipitatus ATCC 10500
Lineage: Eukaryota; Fungi; Ascomycota; Eurotiomycetes; Eurotiales; Trichocomaceae
Product: pogo transposable element, putative
Exons: 2
Coding region: 1-1719 (572 amino acids)
Cellular component (GO): nucleus
Molecular function (GO): DNA binding
Source: RefSeq, a predicted model, not a curated record
AUGGCUUCAAUGGAGCUCGCACUUGCAGCAUUACAUUCAGCGGAUCCUGGAGAAAAGCCUAAUAUUAGUUUGGUUGCAAGAACAUACGGCGUUAGCCAAUCGGGCCUUUAUAAACGUUUUCACGGUGUUACAGGCUCAAAAGAAGAGCAAUACGACAAGCAACGAAUACUCACCACCACGCAAUCAAGAGCGCUUAUAAAAUGGAUAAAUCAACUCACCGAGCGAGGCCUGCCCCCUACAAAUUCAAUGUUAGCGAACUUUGCAAGAGAAAUAUCUGGUAAAGAGCCUGGGAAAAACUGGGCUUCACGCUGGCUCAAGGCUCAUUCGGAUAAGGGCUUCAUGCUUGGAGUAAGCACAAAACGGAAAAGAAUCUUUACUCGGCGCAAAUAUGAGCAAGGGGGCUAUAAGCAGCAUCUUCAGGAUGGAAAUCGAGAAUGGAUUACAACAAUUGGUUGUAUCUGUGCCAAUGGAACUGCUUUAGCGCCUAGUCUUAUUUAUAUGGCAAAAUCGGGCUUUAUACAGGAUUCUUGGCUUCAAGAUUACGAUCCCCAAACACAGAGAUGCUUCUUUGCAGCCUCAGAGUCAGGGUGGACUAAUAAUGAUAUCGGAUAUCGCUGGUUGGUGGAUGUUUUUGAUAAAGAGACAAAAUCUCAAGCAAGCCGGGGAUGGCGCCUUCUUAUCCUCGAUGGGCAUGGAUCCCACGUUACAAUGAAGUUUAUUGAAUACUGCGACUCGAAUCGAAUUCUAUUAGCAAUCUUUCCGGCUCAUGCAACACAUACUUUACAGCCUCUUGAUGUCGCUCUUUUCUCGCCUCUUUCUAACGCUUAUACGAAGCAAUUGGAUGAUUUUAUAAGGGAUAGCCAAGGCUUCACCCGGCUCACUAAACGUGACUUUUUUCGCCUUUUUUGGGCUAGCUGGAAUGAGGUUUUUAUAAGCAAGAAUAUCAAUUCAGCAUUCAGAACGACUGGUCUAUAUCCCUUUGAUCCGGAGAUUGUUAUCAACAAAUUCAACAAGAAAAUCACCAGCCGGCCAUUCUCAAGCGAAUCCGGAGCUUCAAUUAUUCCUCCAGAAGAUUGGAGACGGCUUGAGAAGCUUGUUAAAACUGUUGUUAACAAUAUUUAUGAUGAAAAGGCUGUACAGCUUCGAGAAACGGUGUCACAUCUUUCUACUCAGCUUAUCUUGCUUCAAAAUGAGAAUCAAGGCCUGAAAAGAGCUCUCAUAAAUGCAAAGAAGCCUAAAAACAAGAAACAGCCUUUAUUACUAGGUUUACCAUCAGAACAAGAUGGUGGAGCGCUUUUUAUGAGCCCUACUAAGGUUCAGCAAGCUCGUGAUAUUAUUUCUCAAAAAAAUGACGAAGCCGCGCAGAAGCAGGCUCAUAAAGAUGAUAAAAAGCUUCAACAACAGCUUAAAAAGCAAGCUAAAGAGGCCGAAAAGGUUAAAAGAGCUCAAAUCCGACAAGAAAAACGUGAGCAGCGUGAGCAAGAGGCUGCGGAAAAGCAACGGCUUAAGGACGAGCAAGAAUUGGCUAAGCUAGCUGAUUUACAGCUUCAAAAUGAUGUUAUAUCAACUCCAAAGGCUUCAAAAAAACCCACAGAGCAAAUUUCUAGGCAAGCAAAGCCAAGAGUGCAACCUGAGGCUCAUGUGGAGGAUAAUGAGGUGGUUGUUACUACAAACCGUAGGGGCCGCGCGAUACGGCCCCCUGCACGUUUUCGCGAUUAA